Spodoptera littoralis (African cotton leafworm) is the source of this 531-nucleotide messenger RNA. Lineage: Eukaryota; Metazoa; Arthropoda; Insecta; Lepidoptera; Noctuidae. The record is from the annotation of a GenBank genome assembly.
AUGAUACAAUUGCCGAAAAAUAAACCGAAUCCAAAGGAUACCAAGGACCUGUGCAAAUGCCGUCCAGUGUGCAAGAGUCGGAGACGCAAGUGGAACGGUGAAAUCCAGAACACAUCAGCGGAGCUGCUGCUGGAGAGGAAACCAUUACCUCUCUGCUAUAAGAGAUGGCCGACGAAAGUGUUCCCCAACAGUCCAUGCCCUCUGUUCGCGCGGACGCGAGGAGUGCAUGUGACGGAGCGCGGUGUAGCGCACGUGCCACAUGUCGUCAGGAUCUGCCAGGCUCCCAUCGAUGAAGACGUCGACACACCAUACCUGCGGUACGCGCAGAUGGCCAAGGCUAUGGGAGCACUGGGCGCCAUCAAAGCUUGUUGCGCUUUCUGUGAGUGUGGUGCCUGCUGUCCCUGCGGAGUCAGGGACUACGUGCUGCACGACGCUGAGCGCGCGGCGCGCUGCCGGUCCGACAUGCGCACGUUCGACGCACGCGUCAAGACCGACCAUCAGAGCAUGCGCAUCAUGUAUGACAAAAUGUAA